This is a messenger RNA of Durio zibethinus, 1742 nucleotides long. Its product is annotated as Actin-like ATPase superfamily protein. The record is from RefSeq and is a predicted model, not a curated record. Gene Ontology annotation, biological process: tRNA threonylcarbamoyladenosine modification. Lineage: Eukaryota; Viridiplantae; Streptophyta; Magnoliopsida; Malvales; Malvaceae. Gene Ontology annotation, cellular component: EKC/KEOPS complex; cytoplasm.
UGUAAAAGAAAAAAAAAACAAAAGAAAAGCGAAAGCCCUACUCUGUUUCUCUCUGUAUCCACUGUCAGUAGUCGUUGCCUCCAUAGCUAUUCAAACACCAUUUUUGAGUCUCCCAUCAAUCUGUACUUAUCUUUGGUCGGUAUUUGACACAUAACAUUUCUGUGAAAAUGGAGAAGAGAAUGAUAGCCCUUGGUUUUGAAGGAUCAGCCAACAAGAUUGGUGUUGGUGUUGUGACAUUAGAUGGCGCAAUUUUGUCAAACCCACGCCACACCUAUAUAACCCCACCUGGCCAAGGAUUCCUGCCACGGGAAACUGCUCAACACCAUCUCCAGCAUGUCAUCCCGUUGAUCAAAUCAGCUUUAAAAACAGCCCAGAUAACCCCUGAUGAAAUCGACUGUCUUUGUUACACCAAGGGUCCUGGUAUGGGUGCACCUUUACAAGUAUCUGCCAUUGUUGUUAGGGUUCUUUCACUUCUAUGGAAGAAGCCAAUUGUUGCAGUUAACCACUGUGUUGCACAUAUUGAGAUGGGAAGGAUUGUUACUGGGGCAGAUGAUCCUGUUGUGUUGUAUGUUAGUGGUGGGAAUACUCAGGUUAUAGCGUAUAGCGAAGGACGAUACAGAAUCUUUGGAGAGACUAUUGAUAUUGCUGUUGGGAAUUGCUUGGAUCGGUUUGCUAGAGUUUUAAACCUCUCAAACGAUCCAAGCCCAGGAUAUAACAUUGAACAGCUAGCAAAGAAAGGAGAAAAAUUUAUAGAUCUUCCAUAUGUGGUCAAAGGGAUGGAUGUUUCCUUUAGUGGAAUAUUGAGCUACAUUGAAGCUACUGCCGAGGAGAAACUCAAAAAUAAUGAGUGCACCCCUGCCGAUUUGUGCUACUCCCUUCAGGAAACUCUAUUUGCAAUGCUUGUGGAGAUAACAGAACGAGCGAUGGCUCAUUGUGACUCGAAAGAUGUUCUCAUAGUUGGUGGUGUGGGUUGCAAUGAGCGCUUGCAAGAGAUGAUGAGGACAAUGUGUUCUGAACGAGGUGGAAGAUUGUUUGCAACUGAUGACAGGUACUGCAUUGACAAUGGAGCAAUGAUAGCAUAUACAGGUCUCCUUGCCUUUGCUCAUGGGUCCUCAACUCCACUUGAGGAGUCGACAUUCACCCAGCGGUUUCGGACUGAUGAGGUGCAUGCAAUCUGGAGGGAAAAUCAGGAGUCAGAUGACAUGAAUGGUCUUGUAGAGGGAGGAAUCUAAAUCAAAUUGCUGUUAAGGUUUCAGUGCUGUUGCAUGUCCCAGCUCAGGAUCUUGAAGUUACACUAAAGAUUUACGUAUUAUCUUGUAGUAGGCUUACCAGGGAGGUUAAGCAUAAACUUAUUCUAUGUUCUGAAUAUGUUUAUUUGUAAUUCGUGUCUUGCAUGGAAAUCUCCCUAGACUUCAUGUCUCUGUCUUUCUGUUUCCCUCCUCGUGUCCAGUUCUGUUUCGGCACUUGGAAUUUCAUCCUUUCAAUUACAUCACAAAUAUAUUUCCUUCAAUUGCAUCACAAAUAUUGUUUUACUUAUUAUAGCAUUAAACUUCAGUAGUCCAGUGUCCUUAUCACAAUCUAUUGUCGUUAGAGAAACAUUAACUGGAAUUUCCUUGGAGCAUAGCUCUGUUUCAAACCAGGCAUACGUUGAAAUGCUGUAACAUUUUAUGCAUUUGACAUUUUAAUCAUCAAAUGAAGCUCAAACAGAAUAUGAGAAUUUGUUUUGGGUGAAAUCCAUCCAG